Molecule: messenger RNA, 1812 nt
Organism: Quercus robur (English oak)
Lineage: Eukaryota; Viridiplantae; Streptophyta; Magnoliopsida; Fagales; Fagaceae
Exons: 2
Coding region: 422-1183 (253 amino acids)
Source: RefSeq, a predicted model, not a curated record
CUGAUUGCAGGUUUAUUAAUUUUUUCAAUUAUCCAUUGUUGAUUAAACUGUGUAUUUGUGGAUUAUGCAUAUGAAAUGUAAUGAUUGGUUUAUGAAACUGUGUAUUUAUGGGUGAUGCAUAUAUCAAUUUUGGGGCUUUUCUGAUUGCAGGUUAUUCCCAAUUGCUUUGUGGUUUGAAUUUUUUUGUAAGCUCUUUUGGGGCUUGACUGGUUAUGCAUGAUUGGUUUUUGCUGUGAUUUUUAUUAGAAUUUGGUUAGUUGGGUUCUGUGUAGAAUGCAAUGUGAUGGUAUUGUUAUAGUGUAAAUAGAAUGCAAUGUGAUGGUUUGGAUGUUAUAUGUUUGUGGCUGAUUUUAUUUAUGGUGUAAUCAAUAGCAUACUUGUUUACAUAUCUCUUAGACUACAAUGUUUGUGAUUUUGUUAGAUGAAGAAAAAAACCAAAGCCGCAAUUCUUGCAUCAGUUGCAUCUGUCCUCCUUGUGGGGGUUGCAUUGUUAAAGAAAUUACGACGUAGACGUAGAGAUCUGCCUAGGGCGCCUUAUGUUAACCAUGCCGCCGAGAGAGAGGAAUACAUAAAUAGUGUUUUGCAUGGAAGUGAGAGACAUUGUGUGAAUCAACUUAGGAUGAAGCCUAUAGCUUUCCACCACUUAUGUCACGCCCUCACUGAGGGGGAGCACGUACGUCCGACUGUUCACAUGUCUGUUACGGAGCAAGUGUUCAUUUUCUUGCACAUUAUUGGUCAUAAUGUGAGGUUUCGUGUAAUGGGUGGUCGGAUCUAUAGAUCAACUGAGACUGUUCAUAGAUACUUCAAAGUUGUCCUUAGGGGGGUCCUGAAAUUAUAUAGAGCUCUAAUAAGACUGCGUAGCGAAGAUACACCUCCAGAGAUAAGGAAUAGCAGAAGGUUUUACCCAUAUUUUAAGGAUUGUGUUGGAGCAAUAGAUGGUACACAUGUUCAUGCAUCUGUGCCACCUGAAAUACAAGGAAGAUUUCGUGGUCGCAAAGAUGGAACCACGCAAAAUGUGUUAGCUGCCAUUAGUUUCGACUUAAAGUUCACUUAUGUGUUGGCUGGAUGGGAAGGCAGUGCACAUGAUUCACUUGUAUUCAAUGAUGCAUUUGCUAGGCCAGGGGGAUUUUCAAUUCCCAAUGGUAUUACACGAUUACUUCACCCUUUUGGUUUGUUAGUUUAAUAAAUAUUAUGUGUUUUCCUAAACAUAGUAGUGAUUUGGUUUUUUUUUUAAUAUAUGUAGGUAAAUUUUAUCUUGGUGAUGCUGGGUAUGGUAAUAAAAAUGGAAUAUUGUCACCGUAUCGGAGUGUACGAUAUCACUUGAAAGAGUUUAGUGAUCGUCCUCCUGAGAAUGCGCAAGAAUUGUUCAAUCUCCGACACUCUUCAUUGAGAACUACCAUUGAGCGAGGGUUUGGAGUGGUGAAAAAACGUUUUCGAGUGUUGGAUGCAGAACCAUAUUGGUCUUUCCCAACCCAAGUGAAAGUAGUGUUAGCGUGUUGUGUGGUUCAUAAUCACAUUAUGGAGGUUGAACCAAAUGACCAUAUUAUGGAAGAUGCAAUGAACCAAGUAGAGCUUAGUGACCACCAAGAAGAAACACAGUCUCGUCGGGAGUCCGUCGAAGAUAGUAGAUCAUGGAAUGCUAAGAGAGAUGAGAUAUGUCAAGCCAUGUGGUCUGAUUAUAUCAGGAGUGGAGAGUAGUACUUUAUUUAGAUUUUUAUGAUUGUAAUGUGUUUUUUCUUUUUGUUUUUUUUUAAAGACAAUGUAUGUAAUAUAGACUUUUGGUGAUGUAAUGAAAAAGUAUUUUUAGCAUUA